AUGACGGCUCUGGCUGAAUUUCUCCUGCUGGGUCUCUCUACCGGCCCUGCCCUCCAGCCCCUCUUGUUUGCUGCCGUGCUGGCCUCCUACCUGGCCACUCUGCUGGGCAAUGCCUUCCUGGUGACCCUGAUCCUCCUGGACAGCCGGCUGCACCGGCCCAUGUACCGCCUGCUGACUCACCUAGCUCUGCUGGAUGUGUCCUACGUGAGCACCACCGUGCCGCAGGCCCUGGCGCACAUGCUAGCCCAGAGGCGGGCGCUUCCUUUUGCCCGCUGUGGGGCUCAGCUCUACAUCGCCCUCUCUCUGGGCAGCACCGAGGCCCUCCUUCUGGCCUCCAUGGCUGUGGACCGCUACCUGGCUGUCUGCCGACCUCUUCACUACGCCGCCAUCAUGACCCCGAGCCUCUGUGGGGGGCUGGCAGGGGGGGCCUGGGCCCUGGGCUUUUUGCUUUCUGUGCCCAAUGCCGCUGCUGCCCUCCGCCUUCCUUACUGCCUCGGGCGCCCGCCCAUUGACCACUUUUUCUGCGAACUGCCGGCAGUUCUAAGAGUGGCCUGCGCAGACACAGCCCCCAACCGGGCCCUAGUCUAUGCCAUGGGUGUCCCCAUUCUCCUGGGGCCCUUCAGCUGCAUUCUGGCUUCCUAUAGUCUCAUCCUGGCCACUGCCCUGCGCCUGCCCUCGGCCCGGAGUCGCCGCAAGGCCCUCUCCACCUGUGGAGCCCACCUGGCCGUGGUGGGCCUCUUCUACGGGACCGUGAUGGCCAUGUACCUGAGGCCCAAGGGGCCCACCCCGGCCGGGCGCCACAAGCUCACAUCCGUCUUCUACAUCGUGGUCACUCCGCUGCUUAACCCACUCAUCUACAGUCUGCGGAACAAGGACGUGCACCGGGCUGCCAGGUACGCCGCCGCCCGCAUCCAGGGGCUGAGGGCCGGAGGGACAGAAUCAUAG
Molecule: messenger RNA, 945 nt
Organism: Antechinus flavipes (yellow-footed antechinus)
Lineage: Eukaryota; Metazoa; Chordata; Mammalia; Dasyuromorphia; Dasyuridae
Product: olfactory receptor 2H2-like
Exons: 1
Coding region: 1-945 (314 amino acids)
Biological process (GO): G protein-coupled receptor signaling pathway
Cellular component (GO): membrane
Molecular function (GO): G protein-coupled receptor activity; olfactory receptor activity
Source: RefSeq, a predicted model, not a curated record